Molecule: messenger RNA, 1592 nt
Organism: Zalophus californianus (California sea lion)
Lineage: Eukaryota; Metazoa; Chordata; Mammalia; Carnivora; Otariidae
Gene: HAT1
Product: histone acetyltransferase 1
Exons: 11
Coding region: 53-1312 (419 amino acids)
Biological process (GO): subtelomeric heterochromatin formation
Cellular component (GO): nucleus
Molecular function (GO): histone H4 acetyltransferase activity; histone binding
Source: RefSeq, a predicted model, not a curated record
AGCGCGCGGGUUGAUUCGUCCUUCCUCAGCCGCGGGUGCUCGCAGCUCGGAAAUGGCGGGAUUUGGUGCUAUGGAGAAAUUUUUGGUUGAGUACAAGAGUGCAGUGGAGAAGAAACUGGCAGAGUACAAAUGUAACACCAACACAGCAAUUGAACUAAAAUUAGUUCGUUUUCCUGAAGAUCUUGAGAAUGACAUUAGAACUUUCUUUCCUGAAUAUACCCAUCAACUCUUUGGGGAUGAUGAAACUGCUUUUGGUUACAAGGGUUUGAAGAUCCUGUUAUACUAUAUUGCUGGUAGCUUGUCAACAAUGUUCCGUGUUGAAUAUGCAUCUAAAGUUGAUGAGAAUUUUGACUGUGUAGAGGCAGAUGAUGUUGAGGGCAAAAUUAGACAAAUCAUCCCACCUGGAUUUUGUACAAACACAAAUGAUUUUCUCUCUUUGCUGGAAAAAGAAGUUGAUUUCAAGCCAUUUGGAACCUUACUCCAUACAUACUCUGUUCUCAGUCCAACAGGAGGGGAAAACUUUACCUUUCAGAUAUACAAGGCUGACAUGACAUGUAGAGGCUUUCGAGAAUAUCAUGAAAGGCUUCAGACCUUUUUGAUGUGGUUUAUUGAAACUGCUAGCUUUAUUGACGUGGAUGAUGAAAGAUGGCACUACUUUCUAGUAUUUGAGAAGUAUAAUAAGGAUGGAGCUACGCUCUUUGCGACCGUAGGCUACAUGACAGUCUAUAAUUACUAUGUGUACCCAGACAAAACCCGGCCACGUGUAAGUCAGAUGCUGAUACUGACUCCAUUUCAAGGUCAAGGCCAUGGUGCUCAACUUCUUGAAACAGUUCAUAGAUACUACAUUGCAUCUCCUUCUGUUCUUGAUAUUACAGCGGAAGAUCCAUCCAAAAGCUAUGUGAAAUUAAGAGACUUUGUGCUUGUGAAGCUUUGUCAAGAUUUGCCCUGUUUUUCCCGGGAAAAGUUGAUGCAAGGAUUCAGUGAAGAUAUGGCGAUAGAGGCACAACAGAAGUUCAAAAUAAAUAAGCAACAUGCUAGGCGGGUUUAUGAAAUUCUUCGACUGCUGGUAACUGACAUGAGUAAUGCUGAACAAUACAGAAGCUAUAGACUGGACAUUAAAAGAAGACUGAUUAGUCCGUAUAAGAAAAAGCAGAGAGAUCUUGCUAAAAUGAGAAAAUGUCUCAGACCAGAAGAACUGACAAACCAGAUGAACCAAAUAGAAAUAAGCAUGCAACAUGAACAGCUGGAAGAAAGCUUUCAGGAACUUGUGGAAGAUUACCGACGUGUUAUUGAACGCCUCGCUCAAGAGUAGAGAUUAUUUGGCUCUGUACAGGAAGUUUGCAAAUUUCUGUACGUUGUGUUGUGGAAAAUCUGAUGAUGACUUUAAUUUUAAACUCUUGUAACAUUUACUUACAUUAAAAGUUAUCUAUCUUUAGUUGAAUAUUUUCUUUUGGAGAGAUUGUAUAUUUUAAAAUACUGUUUAGAGUCUAUGAGCAUAUAUUACAUUUUAAAAAAAUAUAUAGCUUCUGAAAUACCACUGCAGUUGCUUCCCUUCUUAACAGUAUAAUAAAUGCUUAGUUGUGAUAUGCUAA